AUGAAUCCAAUAGAUGGCGAUCUCUCAGUCACCGAGAAAAAAGACGACGGUAGUUACUCUUUCAGCAUUUCCGAGAGUGGCAGCCAAAGACAAGUUGGACCGAAACCAAAGGAUAUUGGCAAUGUUAACCGCGAAUCCUACUCGGACUCCAUUCUCGAUAACACCGCCGUCAACUGGGUUGCCGACGAAAACGGAAUCCAAGUCCCCAGUGACCAUUUACCCGAUUCUCCCCCGACAGAUGGAGGCGUCAGAAAAAUGCUCGCCGAUUUAAAGAAAUAA
This is a messenger RNA of Daphnia pulicaria, 279 nucleotides long. RefSeq names its product endocuticle structural glycoprotein SgAbd-3-like. The record is from RefSeq and is a predicted model, not a curated record. The coding region runs from base 1 to 279 and encodes 92 amino acids. NCBI's taxonomy places the organism in Eukaryota, Metazoa, Arthropoda, Branchiopoda, Diplostraca, Daphniidae. The transcript has 2 exons.